AUGGCGUCACACAGUAGCCAGAGUAGGUUCUCGAAUACAGACGAGAGUGAAAUUGAAAGUAUACUUAACGAAAGGGACAGUAAGAACACUAAGAACGUAAUUAGAUCCGCUGAAAACAUUUUAAACGAAUUUUUAGUGCAUACAUGUGAUACUUCUCUGUCGGAAUUACGCUUAAAGCCAAAUGAAGAGAUCUGUAAUGUUCUUCGAAAAUUCUACUGUGGGGUACGAAAACAAGAUGGAUCAAUGUACGCAAAGUCUUCGAUGAUAUCCAUGAGGUUUGGUCUUCAGAAGUCGUUCAUGAAAUCAAAUGAUAUUGACAUUGUUAACAAUGAAGAAUUCAGUCGUGCUAAUGUGGUGUUUUCGGCUUGUCUCGUGAAAAUUAAGAGAGAGGGGACUGGAGAAGUAAAGCAUAAAGAAAUCAUCAGUGACGGAGACAUGAAAAAACUGUAUGACUGUGGCGUUUUCAAUGUCGAUAACCCCAAGACUUUACAAUGGAAGGUCUUUUUUGAAAUUAUGUUACAUUUUUAUAACAGAGGACGAGAGAACUUAAGAAACAUGGAAAAAGAUGAUUAUGUCAUUAAUGUAGAUGCGGAUGGGAGGCGCUUUGUUGUGAAUAACAUAUCACGACUAACAAAGAACCACAGGGGAGACUCUGGGGAUGAUGACACUAAUGCUGCCCGCAUGUACGAACAACCAGGAAACCCCAAUUGUCCAGUGGCUAGUUUUGAAAAAUAUAUUCAAAAACUGAAUCCAGAAUGCAAGUCGCUGUGGCAAAGACCAAAAUCACUGCCAGCAUCAUUUGACCCUGACAACCUUGACCUGUGGUAUGACAAUAUGGUGGUGGGGAAAAAUACACUUGGAAAAUUUAUGCAGUUAAUCAGCAAAGAGGCCAAACUUGCCACAGCCUACACUAAUCAUUCUAUAAGAGCAACAUGUAUUACAAUCUUGGACGAAUCGGGGUACGAAUCGAGACAUAUUAUGGGGAUAUCAAAGCACAAAUCUGAGACAAGUUUGAAACACUAUUCUUCUAAAUUGAGUGAAAAACGUAAAAGAGAUAUGUCAGAUGCUUUGAGCAGGAAAAUACAUGUGUCAAAAUUUCAUGGUUCAGAAGUAUUUCCAUCAAGGCCCUCAUCAUCAAGUGUUCAGUCAAUCACAUAUUCUCAUGGAUCAUCAUCUAUGUCUCUUCAACCAACCUCAAAUGCAGUCCCCGGGGCUUUCAACGAAAUAGUGCAACCAGUUUCCGAGUCCAUUGACUGGCUUGGUGAUGUUGAUGAUGACGCACUUGCAGCAGUGUUAAAUGACCCUACGAUCUUUGCAAAUAUUCAGGAAAUUCCAAAGUCUUCAGUGUCCACUGUAACGCCUUAUAACUUUCAUGGCUGUACUGUUACAAUUAACAAUUAUUCAUCCAAUACAGGGGAGCCACACACACAAGAGGAGGUUGACAAGAAAAUAUUAUCCGUUGCAAUCGAUGUUGGAUCCUCAUAUUCUGGAUAUGCUUUCUCCUUUCGAAGCUCGCCAACUGCAAUUAUCACAAACAAAUGGGAUACAUAUGGUUGCGAAGGAUUUUCACAUAAAACGCCAUCUUCGAUCCUUCUUGAUUCCACAUACAAUUUCAAAGCUUUUGGAUAUGAAGCGGAGCAAGAAUUCUCAAAACUUGUUACAAACCAACAAUCAGAAAAUUAUUUGUUCGUAAAGAAUUUCAAAACAGAACUUUUGAAAGAUAAAGGACUUGAAAGACACCUACUCAUACGAGAUGUAUUGAAACGAUAUGUUCCAGCACAUGGUCUUUUCAUUGAAACAAUUCGAUUUCUCAGAAAACACUUUUUAAAGGCACUGAAAUCUAGGGGACUAGAAUUUGAUGAAAAUGACAUCCAAUACAUUUUAACAAUUCCUGCAAUUUGGACUGAUGUGGCCAAACAGAUUAUGAGAGAGUCGGCGAACUUCGCAGGUAUCAAAUGCCAGAAUCUUGAACUCGCUUAUGAACCGGAAGUAGCAGCCCUCCACUGUAGAAAUAUCCCUCUAGAGAAUUUGUGCGGAUCUACAAACAGUUUACGAGAAAUGUUUUUGCCUGGAAGGAAGUUUGUUGUACUGGAUUUAGGAGGUGGUACAGCAGACAUGAUUGUUGAACAGAAUACGUUAGAUGGUAAACUGAAGCCUGUUCUUAAAGCAUCUGGUGGUUUGUGGGGAGGAAAUCGUGUUAAUGGAGAAUUUUGUAGCUUUAUUUCUGAAGCAUUUGGCCAGAAUAUAUUCAAUAUCUUUGUGAGAGAAAACAUUUGUGACUUUUUUUACCUUAAUGGCCAGUUUGAAAUUAAGAAAAGGCAAGUUACCAAACAUUCGACAGAUAAGAUAAUAAUGCAACUACCUGUAACAUUAUCCGAAACUUACACCGAAAAAUCAGGCAUGAUGCUUGCCAAAACCAUAAAAAAUACAAUAUACAGUAAGGAUAUUGAUGUAAACAGGGGAAAAAUUGAAUUAACUGCCGAAAAAAUGCGUUCCUUUUUUACAAGGACAUUACAGGGAAUUGUUGAGCAUGUGCAAAUGAUCAUGAGCAAACCAGAAUGCAAAGACAUAAAGCAUAUUCUAUUGGUGGGUGGCUUUUCAGAGUCACCCUUGGUUGUUGAAGAAAUCCGUGCACAAUUUCCAACGAAAAUCAUUAUAAAUCCUACUGACUCGGGUUUAUCGGUUUUAAAGGGUGCGGUUCUUUUUGGGUUUGAUCCAAAAGUUGUUACCGCCAGAGGUUGUCCUCUCACGUAUGGAAUAUCACUUUAUGAUUCUUUUGACAAAACAAAACAUGACUUUUCGAAAUCAGUACUGUUGGGGAAGGAAAGAGUUGUCCUUGGAUGUUUUGAGAAGAUUUUUACUAUCGACGAAAUUGUUGAUGUUGGAACUAAAAGAUCCAUAAACGUCUAUGAAAGUUACAAAGGACAAUCCGAAGCUUUAAGAAAGAAAAGUAAAGAGAUUGAAAUUUUCUCCUCAACUGAACCUAAUCCUCUGUAUGUAACGGAGCUAAGUUGUUCUCGUCAUGGACGAAUCAUUGUACCACCACCUAAUGGCAGAUGGCCUGACAAGGUGAAAGGCAGAAUUGAAUUUGAAUUUGGACAGACUGAGCUUAUCGUUCGAUACAUUGAUAGAGAGACCGAGUAUAUCGUUACGGGAAAUGUAGAUUUCCACGCAUCUGAAAAUGAAUUGAAUUUACUGAGCUCCUCAGUAAGAAAAUUGUAAUAAAUUUUUAAGGAAAUGAAAAUAAAUGCGUCAGUUUUUCUCGAAGGUUAAGAAAUUUGAUGAACGAUGAUGGUCUAAUAUUAUAUUUAUACGGCAUAUACAUUUAUUUGCAUUGGAAAAGUAAAAAAUAAUGUUGCUUUGUAUCCAGGAUUUUGGCAAGGUUUACUUUAACCUUUCUAUCAU
This is a messenger RNA of Saccostrea cuccullata (small rock oyster), 3405 nucleotides long. Its product is annotated as heat shock 70 kDa protein 12A-like. Gene Ontology annotation, biological process: DNA integration; DNA recombination. Gene Ontology annotation, molecular function: ATP-dependent protein folding chaperone; ATP binding; DNA binding. The record is from RefSeq and is a predicted model, not a curated record. NCBI's taxonomy places the organism in Eukaryota, Metazoa, Mollusca, Bivalvia, Ostreida, Ostreidae.